AUGUUCCCGUCGCUGCGCAUCUCGCUGAGCGGCCUCGACCCUCGCGAGGAGUACUGCGUGCUGCUGGAGCUGUCCCUGGUGGGGCGCAGGCGCUGGCGGUGGGCGGGGGGCGCGUGGGCGGCGGCGGGGGGCGCCGAGCCGCAGUCCCCCAGGCGGCUGAUGCUGCACCCGGACUCGCCGGCGCCCGGCCACCAUUGGACCGCGAACCCGGUCUCGUUCAGCAAGCUCAAGCUCACGAACAACACGAUGGACGCCCAAGGACACAUGGUGUUGACUUCAAUGCACAAGUACCGCCCAAGGGUGGUAGUGGUGAGGGCAAGAGACGCAGCCGCUCUGGCUUGGGGUGCACCGCAUGCCGCUUUCUCCUUUCCGGAAACAGAGUUCAUAGCUGUCACCGCUUACCAGAACGACCGCAUCACGAAAUUGAAAAUCGAUAACAAUCCUUUCGCAAAAGGAUUCAGGGCGUGUGGCCAGUCAAAAUGCAAGAGAAAGAAUACAGACAGUGAAACGGGCAGCGCAGAGCCAUCUAGCGGUGACAGUAGCGAACCUAAACGCCCUUGCUCCGACGCCGCGUCUUCGUGCUCCGAGGAAGGAAGCCUUCGGUCAUCCUCACCUCGAUCACCCCCGUUGGUUGAAUCGCCAGCACUUCUCGUCUCUCCACCUGAUAACAUAUCACCGCCCCCUACAUUCUAUCCACCGGAGCUACCUUACUUAGGACAAUUACACAUGCCAAUGCCACCACUAGGAUUCUGGGCGGGCAGCCCCCUAGUAGGUGGACUCCCUUGGAGUCAAGCUUUGCCACCACCACCCCCAAGACUUCCUUCUCCAACUCAACCCGCACCAGCUCCAUGCCGUCGAGUAAAAAGUUUCACUAUCAGCGCUCUCCUUGGUGAAGGA
This is a messenger RNA of Iphiclides podalirius (scarce swallowtail), 897 nucleotides long. The record is from the annotation of a GenBank genome assembly. NCBI's taxonomy places the organism in Eukaryota, Metazoa, Arthropoda, Insecta, Lepidoptera, Papilionidae.